Messenger RNA from Ilex paraguariensis (yerba mate), 1419 nucleotides. The record is from the annotation of a GenBank genome assembly. NCBI's taxonomy places the organism in Eukaryota, Viridiplantae, Streptophyta, Magnoliopsida, Aquifoliales, Aquifoliaceae.
UUCGAAAAAUCAGAAGAUUCCAGCACCAACACCUUAAAUAUGCACAGAUACCAGGAAACAAAGCGCAGACACCGCUCUCGGUCUCUAAUCCUUUCAUAGAGCUCCGAUUUCCUACCAAAAAUGGAGAAGAUAAAGCACAAAUACUUGGAAGUAAGGGGGCUCAAACUUCAUUUCGCCGAGAUCGGAGAAGGUCCUGCUGUGGUGUUCCUACAUGGAUUCCCCGAGAUAUGGUAUUCGUGGCGGUAUCAGAUGAUUGCAGUAGCUAACGCUGGAUUUCGAGCAAUAGCUCCUGACUACAGGGGCUAUGGUCUCUCUGAAAAGCCGGCAGAACCAGAGAAAGUAACAUUCAGAGACCUUGUUGAUGAUCUACUUGUGCUCCUUGAUUCACUUGGUAUCCCCAAGGUUUUUCUUGUUGCCAAGGACUUUGGACCUCGACCAGCUUACCACUUUGCACUCCUUUAUCCAGACAGGGUCUCAGCAGUUGUGACCCUAGGUGUACCAUUCAUGGUCACUGGUCCAGAAGGAAUCUCUCUAGAUACCCUCCCAAAAGGCUUCUAUUUCUUGAGAUGGCGGGAGCCAGUGAGAGCUGAAAAGGACUUUGGCCGCUUUGAUGUCAAGACUGUGGUGAAAAACAUAUAUAUCCUCUUCACAAGAAGUGAAUUACAAGUAGCUAGCGAGGAUCAGGAGAUAAUGGACUUGGUUGAUCCAUCCACGCCGCUUCCCCCCUGGUUCACCGAGGAAGAUCUUGAAAACUAUGCAGCUCUAUAUGAGAAAUCCGGUUUUCAAACUGCACUGCAGGUGCCAUACAGGGGUUGGCUCGAAGACUAUGGAGUUGAAGAUCAGAAAGUGACAGUUCCGGCAAUGCUGAUCAUGGGUGAAAAGGAUUAUGUAUUAAAAUUUGGGAGAUUAGAGGAGUACAUAAGGAGUGGUAUAGUCAAAAAAUAUGUUCCUGAUUUGGAGGUAGUGUUCAUACCAGAGGGAAACCAUUUCGUCCAAGAGCAGUUGCCUGACCAGGUGAACCAGCUCCUUAUCACUUUCCUCAACAAGCACAUUUGAUCAAUCACCCUGCUAAUACUUUCCAAAGGAUUGGGAGGCACUACCAUUCUCAACUUCCUAUGUAUUAAUGUGGUAUAUGGAUUGAAUUUCCUUUCUAUGUUUUCCUUUUGAGUAGUCUUUGUAUAUUGAAUAAGGAAUGACUACAGUAUCAAAAGAGGCGUUGUAUAGAAAAUUAUUACUUUUAAAAGUUAAGUUACAGUUUUUUUACGGUCUCAAGUUAUAAUAUUUUGUGAUCGAUCAUGAAAAAUAAAAUUUUUAAAGGUCAAAUUGCACCUUCUAGCCAAUGUUAUUUAUGAUCGAACACAACAUUUGUGAUCAAACAAGUGUUAUGAGCGGUUAUGUACAGUUAUAGCUUAUCAUUUG